AUGGCUUCCGAGGGUGCUUCAUGGGGAGGAGAGGAUACUAGCACGCCGGGUUUUCAAGUUCAGCAUAGCGAGGAACAAGUUGAUAACUACGCUCAAGACUCUCUUGCUUCUGGUGACGCUGAUACAGCAGAUAAUGGUACAGAAGAUGAUGGGGGAGAAUAUGAUCCAGAGUCAGUCACUAUCGGUACACCUGCGCCGGUUACUGAACAAUCCGCGGCCACUGCUCAACGGCAACCCUCCAAGCCCAAGAUGUCGGGGGGCUUUAUUGUGGAAGCAUCCGAUGACGAGGAUGAGGGUGAAGACGAAGCUGACCAGCCUUCCAAUACUGCUCCUCAAUCGGAAGAAGUGCCCUCGCUCCCUCAUCCUGGCCGUUCCACUGCAUCUGAUAAACCUGCCCAGCCAGCUCUAACCCAUACACCUGUUCCUCCUGCUGUCCCUUCCAAUGUGACUCCAGCUUUGGCUGGUCUCGACCCUGUUGCUCUCCUCGAGGCUCGUGUUAAAGAGGACCCUCGUGGGGAUAUGGAUGCUUGGCUUAACUUGAUCGCCGACCAUAGACGCUCAAGCCGACUUGAUCAGGCCCGAAGUACCUAUAAUCGUUUUCUCGAAAUAUUUCCACAAGCUGCUGAUGUCUGGGUCGAAUGGAUCGAGAUGGAGCUCGGUCUCGACAACUUUGUCGAUGCCGAACAGCUUUUUGGAAGAUGUCUGAUGACUGUACCCAACGUCAAGCUGUGGACAGUCUAUCUCAACUAUAUUCGCCGUCGUAACGAUCUCAACAAUGAUCCUUCGGGUCAAGCUCGCCGAACUAUUACCCAGUCCUAUGAGUUUGUCAUCGACAACAUUGGUGUGGAUAGAGAUUCUGGCAAUAUCUGGCAAGAUUAUGUCCAGUUCGUCAAAAACGGUCCCGGCCAGAUUGGGGGUACAGGUUGGCAGGACCAGCAAAAGAUGGAUCAAUUGCGCAAGGUGUAUCAACGCGCUAUUUCCGUGCCCAUGUUGACCGUCAACAAUCUCUGGAAGGAGUAUGACCAGUUCGAGAUGGGACUGAAUAAGAUGACUGGACGCAAGUUCAUCCAAGAGCGCUCGCCAGGCUAUAUGUCGGCCAAGAGUGCCAAUAUUGCUUUGGACAACAUCACUCGGCACCUCAGACGCACUAAUCUUCCUCGGUUACCGCCAGCUCCAGGUUUUGAUGGGGACCAGGAGUUCAGAGACCAGGUCGAACUGUGGAAGAAGUGGAUCGUUUGGGAGAAAGAAGAUCCCCUUGUCUUGAAAACUGAUGAGCCCAAAACAUACAACCAACGGGUACUCUACGUCUACAAGCAAGCGUUGAUGGCACUCCGUUUCUGGCCUGAGAUCUGGGUUGAUGCGGCAGAGUGGUGUUACCAAAACGACAUCCGGGAAAACGACAAAGAGUUGGGCACAGAAUUGCUACUUGAAGGCAUUCGAGCAAACCGCGAAAGUGUUUUGCUUGCCUUGAAACACGCAGACCACAUUGAAGUCAACUAUCCUGGCAAAGAGGUCGACAAGGCCGAGUUUGCCCAGGCUGUCCGAAAGCCAUACGAUGAUGUUCUCGAAACAUUGUACGAAAUGGGCGACAAAGUCAAAGAGCGGGAGAAGUUGGAGGUGUCCACAUUGAGACAAGCCGCUGCACAAGAUCUGGUUCAAGCUUCCAUCGAACGCAAUGAUGAUGACGACGAGGAAGACAGCAAGCCUAAGCGUUCGCCUAUGGAAGAACGCAUUCUUGCCAUCCAGAGGGGAUACGCUGCUGAAACACAACUUCUGUCCCGUACGAUUUCUUAUGUCUGGAUUGCUCUCGCGAGGGCCAUGCGCCGCAUUCAAGGCAAAGGCAACCAGUCAGAAGGUGGUUUGCGCAAAGUCUUCACUGAUGCACGCCAGAAGGGACGACUUACAAGCGAUGUCUACGUAGCGGUUGCUCUUCUUGAGUCUGUUGUCUACAAGGAUCCUGUAGGCGCCAAGAUCUUCGAAAGAGGCGCUCGUCUGUUCCCCAACGAUGAGAUGUUCAUGAUAGAAUACUUGAAGUAUCUUCAUUCCAAGGAUGACACGACUAAUGCACGAGCCGUAUUCGAGACUUGUGUCACCCGACUGGUUUCCAAACCAGAGACUCUCGCAAAGGCAAAGCCGCUGUAUGCGUAUUUCCACAAGUACGAAUCGCAGUAUGGCGAACUAUCGCAAAUCUCCAAGCUGGAGGACCGAAUGGCAGAACUCUUCCCUGAGGACCCCAAACUGAAGUCCUUUGUUGCCAGGUUUUCAUCCGACAAGUUUGACCCAGUUGCUGCCCCUAUCAUAAUUUCGAAGGCAGUGCAAAUGAGGCCAAAACAAGCCAUGCCUACUAUGGUCGAGCAGCCUAUCUCACUGCGAAAUAGCCCCAUGCCAGCGCGACAAGAACAGAGUCCCCGUCCUCAGUAUAUUCGGGCAACUGCUUCCCCAAAACGGCCUCUUGCUGUAGACGAUGAUGAGCUUAACCCCCCCAAAGACUCGCUAGAGGAGUGUCGCCUCUCAAAGCGCCGGAACCAAGCAUCAGCGUUACACAGAGAUAUCACCUUCCUUCUUAACAUCCUCCCCCCUUCUCAAAGCUUUGACGCACAACGCGUUAACCCCACGGCCAUGGUCUCUAUUCUCCGGGACGUCCAUCUUCCUGACGCCGCCACGUUAAAGGCAACAGGCGGUGGCCAGGCACGCUUUGGUAAUCCCUCCCAUACUAGACAACCUUCAGGCGAGUUCGGCAACAGGCCGCUGAGCCCAUAUGGAAGAGUGGCAUCUGCAGCUGGCGGGUAUAGGAACUCGCCGCUGCGGCCGGAGAGUGGAAAUACCUUCCAAGCCAACCCCUAUCCUCCCCCUGACCCGAGCGGCCAACUACCUAUGUGGCCGCAAGUACCUGGUGGCUACGGCGCACCAGCACCAGGUCAGUUUGGAGGAUAUAGAUUUCAAUGA
Fusarium fujikuroi IMI 58289 is the source of this 2946-nucleotide messenger RNA. Its product is annotated as related to RNA14-component of pre-mRNA 3`-end processing factor CF I. Gene Ontology annotation, cellular component: nucleus. Gene Ontology annotation, biological process: mRNA 3'-end processing. Gene Ontology annotation, molecular function: protein binding; mRNA binding. The transcript is spliced from 5 exons. Lineage: Eukaryota; Fungi; Ascomycota; Sordariomycetes; Hypocreales; Nectriaceae. The record is from RefSeq and is a predicted model, not a curated record. The coding region runs from base 1 to 2946 and encodes 981 amino acids.